Molecule: messenger RNA, 331 nt
Organism: Symbiodinium necroappetens
Lineage: Eukaryota; Dinophyceae; Suessiales; Symbiodiniaceae
Source: the annotation of a GenBank genome assembly
GCUACGCGGCUCCCACUCAAAGGCCUCCGCCGUGCCCGAGGAUGACAAUGCCAUGAAGUUUCAGGCCGAUUUCUUCGCAUUGCUCUCUGAGAACUCCAGGGAGUGGGAAGGUGCGACGGUGCCUGGGAGCAAUCUCGCUUACUGUCAGUGCGGAUCUGAUGCAUCGGGUUCCGCUUGCCGCAGUUGCGCGAGGGAGACGCCGACGGCAAAAUCCGGCACGAGCUGCUGUGCAAACUGCCGCUGUGGCGUGAAGUGCCUGAAGUACAGGCUGUGGGGCGUGCGAGGAGCCGCCGGCUGGUGUGUGGAAAGGGCAUGCAAGCCUUGCCGCUGA